This is a messenger RNA of Musa acuminata subsp. malaccensis (wild Malaysian banana), 1947 nucleotides long. The record is from RefSeq and is a predicted model, not a curated record. Lineage: Eukaryota; Viridiplantae; Streptophyta; Magnoliopsida; Zingiberales; Musaceae.
CUCAUACAACAAACCGUCCCAAGAAACUCUUUUCGCUGGAAGUCAUCGAGGGCAAAAUCCUUCCUCCGUUUUGGUCUUCCUAUUUCCUCUUUAUUAGGGUUUUUUUUUUUGUUUGCGAAGGAAGGGGGUGACGAUCCUAUGGGUUUCGAUGCGAUGGCCAACGGCGCUUCGGUUCCCGUCUUGAUCUCACGGGACGCCGCCAAGAAAAAGAGGACGAAUCGCUCGGCGAAAUUGAAGCAGUGCAAGCUUGAUGUACGCCGCGAGCAAUGGCUGUCUCGAGCCAACAGCAAAGACGAUUGCAAGAUUUUGGCCGCGGCCAGCUCUCCUCGUUUACCCCAUCCGCCACGGCCCCGGGUGGACGAAACGGAUUCGAGGACGAGGGAGGAAGAUACGAUCUCGCAUGGUAACGACGAUUCGGAUUACCCAAUGCCCCACCUUCGCCGUGGUAAUAGAAGAACUUUAAGCAGCGGAAGCAGCAUCGAGUCUAGCUCUUCAAGUGUCAGCGACGCCGAAGACGAGGGGAUCGAUAAUGUAAGGGGCGGUAACCGGGUCCUUGAUGACUGGGAGGCGGUUGCCGACGCCUUAUCUGAAGCCAAUGAUCGUGACGGCCUUGGCCCUGAUCCGGUAGUGCCUGCUGUUUCCGCCGGAUUGCCUUGCGAGCCUCCUCGUGGCGGGAGCACCACAAAGCCGGAGCCCAUUCGGAGCGCGCCCAGAGCCUGGAGGCCGGACGAUGGCUUUCGGCCACGGAGCCUUCCCAGUAUCUCGAAGCAGUGGAGCAUUCCGCCAAACCAAGAUCGGCACUGUUGGGCUUCGCCACAGAAGGGCGUGCUUUCAACGCCUUGCCCGUGCCCUAUCUGUUGUGAGGACUUGGAUCCCACGGACUCGAGCUUCUUCCCCUGUUCGUGUGGCUACCGUCUCUGCCUCUUCUGCCACAAGAGGAUCCUUGAGGCCGAUGGGCGUUGCCCCGGUUGCAGGAAACAAUAUAACUCCAUUUCGAGUGGAGCGUUGGUCGUGACCACCGUUGGGCCAUCGUCGUUACCACAGAUUGAGUCUCUACAUGAUGCUCCUGAGAGUCAUUUUCCUAGAUAGAAAAAGUCAUUCAUCUAGAUUCUGCUUGCAAGGUCCUUCCUCUUGUUGUUACUGUAACUGGAUGAGUUGGCUCAGAAUCACCAAUCAACUGUGAGCAAAGUGGUCUGUGAGGUGGUACAAUUAAAUAAACGGCACAUAUUCUUUAUUCACAAGUAUUUUGGCUGCUCUGAAGGUUUCAAUAUUUCCAAGUCGACAAUUCUGUAUGUUCUAUCUGUUGUGAUAUCUUCAUCUGAUAUGUUUUCAGGUAGAACAACACUCCUUAAAACAUAAUGAUGCUGGAUGCUUGAUACAAGCGCUUGACACGAUCGAAGAUGUCUCAUGCCCCCUGGAUGAUGGAACUGGACGUGUCUAUGUUGUUGGGGCUCGCAAGUGAAGUUUUUGAAGAGUCACAGCAAUCUUUGGCGUGUGGGACACUGGACUAUCUACGUGGUCGUAAGGUCUGCAACACCAAAUUUCAGAAAGAAAAGAAAAAGAAUAAAUCAUAGUAAGGUCUUCUUUCUGUUUUGUUGUAGAUGCUCGGCGUUAAACGAACUGAAAGAAUUCUUCCUACUGGUAUUGCAUUGACUGCCGUGGGUGAGGUAGUAGAUAAUUACGCAAGUGAUUGUGAUCAUCGGGACUUUGUUAUUGAGUAUAAGAAUAUUUGGUAUUUUGAAUCAUGCCUUCAAAUGUACGCGUAUUUGCUCAUAGCUUAUACGUGUAUUUUCUUGUAUUUGCUCAUAGCUUUAAAGAUGAUGUUGGGUCAAUUUUAGGUGUCCCCAAAGAACAUCGAUCAGUUAAUCGCAAAUCGAAUUGGCUAGGGUUGUACUUUGUAGUUAUUGUUUUCGUUUUCAUAAAUACUUCAUUGACGUUUGUUCUGUA